AUAAAAUAAAGGCAAAUAAAUCACUGAUCAAGAAUUAUAUACUGGAAAAUCGAACACGAAUUCCUUCCAAUUAAGAGUUUGAUAAAAACCAUUUCCUUGUCUGCGCGUGAGAUUAUGGAGUUAAUUAAUUGAUUAAUCAACUCUAUGGUGCAAGUUGCAACGACCCAGUAGAGAAAGGCUUGGUUGUUGUGGUAUAAAAUUCAGUUGGGUUUUUAAUCACGGAUUGAAAAAGCUAUCCACAAAUCUCUCUCUCUCUCUCUCUCUCUCUCUCUCUCUCUCUCUCUCUCUCUCUCUCUCUCAUCCUUGUUUUGUGCCAUAAUCACAGCUUGUUUUCAAGUUUGAAUGGAGCACCUGUUGGGCCUUCUUAGAGUUCGAGUGCAGAAAGGGGUCAACCUUGCUAUUAGAGAUGUCACUGCCAGAACCAGCGAUCCUUAUGUUGUCAUCAAAAUGGGCAAGCAGAAGUUAAAGACUCGUGUAGUGAAGAAUAGUACCAAUCCCGAGUGGAAUGAAGAUUUAACACUUUCAAUUGCAGAUCCAACUCUUCCAGUUAACAUUCAUGUGUAUGACAAAGACACAUUUACUCUUGAUGACAAAAUGGGGGAUGCUGAGUUCGAGAUUGGCCCGUUUCUUGAAGCGUUACGGGUGCGGGUGCAAGGCGUACCAAGCGGAACCGUACUUUCCAGAGUGCAACCGAGCAGGCAAAACUGCCUAGCUGAAGAGAGCUGCAUCAUCUAUACUGAUGGCCAAGUUGUCCAGAACAUGUGUAUCAGACUGAGAAAUGUGGAGAGAGGGGAACUGGAACUCCAGUUACAGUGGAUUGAUAUUCCUGGUUCUAGGGGUUUGUAAAUUUUCUUGUCAAAGUCCUCUGCUUCGGCAUUAUGGCAGAGAUUUGGAGCAUUGUAAUACCACCAGCUCUGGAUUGGAUGAGUUUCUUUGUUAAUAGGCUUAAAAACAGAGUGGUUUUGAGUGUAUCCUCCCCUUUAUUAUUGUAAACACGGUUUGUUGAAAAUAAAAUAGACAAGAAGAUGCAUAAAACAUAUGUUCGAAUAUGAUGAAUUUGUGUGUCACAAUCGAUGUGGGUAUUCUCCAGAAAUGAAAAAUGCAGGGAUUCAAUUUCCUAUAUGAUCCGAGGGUUGCAAGCAAUUGAUAUUGUAUUGAAAAAUGAGGUUUGAUCGAGGGCA
Prunus dulcis (almond) is the source of this 1181-nucleotide messenger RNA. Its product is annotated as protein C2-DOMAIN ABA-RELATED 4-like. The record is from RefSeq and is a predicted model, not a curated record. Lineage: Eukaryota; Viridiplantae; Streptophyta; Magnoliopsida; Rosales; Rosaceae. The transcript is spliced from 3 exons. Bases 343 to 846 code for a protein of 167 amino acids.